Molecule: messenger RNA, 7571 nt
Organism: Bactrocera neohumeralis
Lineage: Eukaryota; Metazoa; Arthropoda; Insecta; Diptera; Tephritidae
Exons: 2
Coding region: 1218-3032 (604 amino acids)
Cellular component (GO): membrane
Molecular function (GO): hexosyltransferase activity
Source: RefSeq, a predicted model, not a curated record
CUACGAUUAUACGAGUGCACGUUUGCACAGUUGUUUGCUAGGUUUAAGACGUGUUCUCUACGUUUGGAAAAAUGUAUAUCUACGAAGGAUGUGCAGAAUUGAUAAAAAAAUACAAAAUUCAAUAAAUUAAAGUGAAUAUUCUUUGUGUAAAACACAAUGGUUGCUUAAUAUUUGCAAAAAUGUGUUAAAGUGUAUUGUGAAGUGUUUUUAAUGGUGCCACCAGUAGAAUUUCACAGAUAUAAGUAAAAGAAAGCGAAAGCCAACACAGCAUCCUUUUUAUUUUUAUCCCUUGCUUAUGCUUUAUCUUUCCUUUUAAUCGUUAUUCCUCUAUGUGCGCGUUAUUCGUGAACUGCUCCACCCUCGACGUCCUUGUAAAGAGAGUAGUUUCAUGAAUUAUCUGGCUAAACAAUGUAUAAAAAGUGAUACAAAAGAAGCGGGAAGUGUUGUUUGUGUUUGAUGGGGGUGUGGAAUAAAAAAAAUAAAAAAUACAACAAAAUAAGUGCGGCUAAAAUAGCAAACGGCAAAGAGCAGUGCAUUCAAAGCCAACUUGUACAAGCAAGAAAUUGAAAGCAAAACUUGCAGAAAAACAAGUCGCGUCAUUGAGUCGCCAACGCUGCGCGAUUCCAGCUCCGUAGUGCGCUUCCGUCGUGUGUAAGUGUGAACAUAUGUGCACCGCUGCAACUUCAAGGAGCCGUGCAUUCUGCCACCGGCGUCACAAAGUCGUUUUCACUUAAUACCAUCAUUAUUGGAUUUGAAACCUUUUGACACAAUUGUCUAACCAACACGUUUGAUUGAAAGAUACAUCUUUUUAUGAAUUAACAAGUGCCGAAAAGUGUGUGUGUACCUAAAAUGUAUCUUAAACGAAUUUUCGAGAAAAUUAUACCGCUUUCCUGUUGAAUUAGUGUUAUUUAAAGUCAGUUUAAAGCAGCCAUUAUACUCAUAAAUACGUUGUUGCUGUAAUUGAAAACGAAAGCUGCAGUUGAACACCUAAAAGAUUACACUUCAACGACUCUGAAGACAAUUGCAUCAACACUUAACGGGUGAACCUGCUCCUUUAGAAUCAAUUUAACACACCGCUUUUCCGAUGCGAGCAACGGCGCUGAGCUAAAAUUCAACCCAAGUCACAAACAAGUUAGAGAAUACUCCCCACGCAACGUCUUCAUUAUUUGAGACGCGACGAAAUUUAUGCCCGGAGUAGGUGCCGGGCAGUGCUGGACAUGUUGGAACGUCGUCCCUUAUGGGGAUUAAUAGUAUUGUUGAAUGUCUGCGUAGUGAUAUGGCGAAUGCAGGAACCGGCUAUGCUAAAUGUCGAAUACGACGGCAGCGGUGCGGGGAGCGCGAACUUACAGCAAAACUCAGACCUCGACGAUUACGUGCCGCCAUUGCACCUACAACGCCAACAACAGCAGCAACCACAGGUCGAACAACGGUCCUCAGUGUGGCGCAGAGGUGUCGCGUCUCGCAAUGCCAUAGCACAACAACAGCUGUACGCCGGUAAACAUCUACUAGCCGAUAGCGCUGAGGCGAAUGAAAUCGCUGCCAAAGUAACGCGAAAAGCGGACGAUAGUCUUCACAAUAGCGGCCACAGUAGUAGUAGUAGUAGUAGCAGUACCAGUAGCAGUAGUAGUACGCAUAGGUCUAGUACUAGCCAUAAGAAUAAGAGUCAACACCUAUUUAACGAGCACACGACGAGUCUACGAAGUGUCAGCUCAGUUAAAAGUACGCCUUCACCGUUAGUCACAGCGGCAACACUGAAGAACACUGCAGAGUUGCAAACCACAACGAUAGGCAAUGCGAGAGCGUAUAGUUUUCCACCGGAUGACUUCCAUCAAUUAAUCGAUCUGCACGACUUUACGUACCUUAUAAGCCAGAACAGCUGUAGUCCGGAUGUGCAAGCACUAAUCUUAGUGCAUUCGGCGCCAGCCAAUGAGGAGAAGCGACGUCUCAUACGCGAGACGUGGGGCAAUACCGAUCAAUUGCCACCCGUGAACGGUGUUAUGCCAUUGCGGAUUAUCUUUUUGAUCGGUACCGUCGAGACCGAAGCGCUGCAGUUGGAUAUCGAGCGUGAGAAUUUCGAAAACGGCGAUAUUGUGCAGGGUUCCUUUGUGGAUAGCUACCGCAAUAUGACCUAUAAGCAUGUGAUGGCUUUCAAAUGGUUUCUAUAUAAUUGUGCGCAAGCGCAAAUUCUCAUCAAAGUCGACGACGACGUUUACGUGAAUACACCGCAACUACUCAUCUACCUGGAUCGUGCUGCUGUGAACGGUGAUCUGGAAAAUGUCGCCGCCGCCGCUGCCGCUGCUGCUACGAAUGUUCAAGCCAGUGCUGCCAUAUCUCUACAACAAACCGCCGAUAAUGAUAGAAAAGCUUUUGAGCAUAAUACUAUUGUAGACACUAAUAAUAGUAGCGGUAGUAGUACGAGCAGCAGUAAUAAUGUACGAAAUGCUGCCGAUGCCAGCGCUGCACACACACACACAAAUAACACACAAUUCAAUGCUGCACAAAUGAUAUUCCGCCAUCCACACGAUUUGCUGCUCUGCAAAACCAACAUCAAUGCUAUGGUCAAACGCAGUUACCGCUCGAAAUGGCGCGUCACAGCGCGCGAGUUCCCCGGCAGUUACUAUCCGCCCUACUGUCCCGGCUAUGCCAUCAUCUAUUCGCCCGACGUGGUGCUAGCUUUAUAUAACGCCGCACAGGUGUCGACCUACUUCUGGAUCGAUGACGUCCACAUAACGGGUGUUUUGGCGCAGAAUCUGAGUAUCGCCAUCACAAACGCCGACCAAUACAUACUCUACGAAACUGAUUGUGACAACUUGCUCAAUGACACGGUGAAUAGUGAUGACGUGGAGUUCUUGUACGCCUGGCAUUUGAUCAAUCCCCAGCAGGUGCAAAGGCUGUGGGAGAUGUAUGUGGCCAAAGCACACAGACACUUCUCGGCUGCUCCAACAUCCACCAGCGCUGCAGCGCUGCACGCCGCCAAGCAGCAGACAUCACCCCACCCGACUGACUACAAUAAAUAUAAGAGCUACAGAUAGUAACAUUAACUCGUGCAUAUAAAUUUACACACACACACACACACACACAUACAAGCACAUUUGUCAUAAUACAUAUAAGUUCUUUAAGUUUUACUUUUUUAUUACAACAUUUUAUUUUAAAAUUAAAUAAGAGAAAUUGAUUUUAGUUAGGAUCUGUGUAAAGGCAGUACGUUUAAAGUAAACAACUUGUGUAUAUUCCAAUGUGUGAACGUGUAAAAUAUGAAAGGCGCAACAAGCGUAAUAAAUCAUGUAAAAAGCAAAUAUUCAAUAAAAUAUUUAUCUUAUAUAUGUAAGUGACCAUUCUGCACAAAUUUCAUAUCAUAUAGUGCAAAUGUUUAACAUCAAAAAUUUAGAUUACAUUUAUAUACACACAUAUAUAUAUACAUAUGUACAUAUGUAUGUGUGAAAUGGAUACGUUUGAGCUGUGCAAACGAGAACAAUUCGCCGAAGGAGUACAUGUGUACAUACAUAUUUUGCGAUCGGAAUUGUAGAGCGAGUUUUGAUUGAAGUUGUCAAAGCGCGCUUAGAAAAAGUAAUUAAAUGAAAUUAGUUCAGUUGGUUUUAUUAGGCAUACAUAAUUUAAUAAAAAAAGUUUAUUUUUAAAGCAAUGUAUUUAUGGUAAUUUUAGUGAAAUUAAAAUAAAUUAUUUUUAUUAUAAUAACUUUGAUGUUUAGUAUGAAUUUAUGCUAGAAUUCAAUCUAUAGUUUAUACGCAUACGUAUAUUGUAUGAAAACGCUAGCUUAGCUUUCUUCACGUUUAGCGAGCUGUUGCGGUUAUUGCAAGUAAAAGAACUAUGUAUAUAUUCUUUUGCAACUGCCGGAAAUGGUUUAGAAUCGCAAAAAUUCCAGUAUCGUAAGCAGAAUGAUUAAUGCUUGUUAUGGUGAUUAAACUGGUGCUUGUAUUUUUUUAUCGAUCUAGUCGACGCUCACAAAUUAGAAUUGCUAAAAAUUAUAAUCAAAGUUGGCACUACAUUAAAGUUUUUUUGUUAUUGUAGUGGCAGAAAUCUGCUCGAGUUGAGGAGGCAUUUGCCGGGUAAAAUCCGAGUCUGUUCCGAUUAGGAAGUCUGGACUGUCUUGUGCUAUUAUUUACUUUGCCAUUGGUGCAAUUAUAUUGAAUAGUUUUUUACUAAGCUCAUAAGCAAUCUUCGUACUCUCCAUAUCGCUAUUACUGUUUCAGUAUAAAUCAAACCUAAAAAACACAGAAAUAAAGUUUAUAGCCAGAUUAGUUGUGAAGUUGUUGAUUGAGCCUAUUUUAUCUUUUAAAAUUUAUGUUAAUUAUCUUUUUUUUUUUACAGAGACGAUAUCGAUUCUCGCCUUUUUAUCAGGAAAAAUGUAAAUAUUACUGAAAUUAUAAUUUUUCAGUAAUCAGAAUCAGCUUAAAAAUAAAGUGGUUCUAAUUUGUGAGCGUCCAAUGUAUUUUGUUUUUCUUUGUAGUAUAUUUUGUGGACCGACGUACAUAGCGAGUGACUCAAUUCCGUAUUUUAUGAAACUUGCGAGGGACUUCUGUAUAUGUGUUUUUUUUUAGGGGUCUGUAAGAAUUUCAAGCACUUCAGUCCGUGAUCUAUCAAUAUUAUUUAUUUUUGUAAAAGUGACUGAUACUAACUUCCCAUUUUGGUGUUUCAUAAAUUUUGCUUUCGAAUACAUACAUAUGCAUGUAUGUAUAUUUUAUUGAAAAGAACGGAAAUGGCAAUCUGACAUGUUGUCAAGGUUUUUUUCUUAAAUUAUUAAUUAAAGUGCAAUUUGAAAAAAAAAAAAAUUGGUCUUAAAAUUAUUUCUUACUUAACAAUAUUACUUAGUUCCUCCAAUGAAAAAGCGUAUAGAUUUUUAGUUUUACUAUAAAAUAAUGCUCGUUUUAUCCAUAAAUUUUUAUAUAGUAUAUUAUAAUACUUACUGUAAUUUCAAUAUAAAAUAUAGUUUUUAAUUUAUCUCUCAAAUGAAAGUAAAUACGGCAUUCAUACACUUACGAUAAAAAAUUUUGGAAACAGUAAUAUUUUUAAUAUAAAUUUUAUCGUAACUGUUCUUGGAAACACGCUCAUAACAUAAUUUUAAAUAUUUCAAGUCAAAAUACUCGUUCUGAUCGUUUCAUAAACUUGUUGUUAUUCUUCAAUUCCAUAAAAAUUUCAUGAGUACUUGAUCUUGCGUCAUCGCCAUCUUUAAUUUUCGGUACGAAUAUUUGUGCAAUUAUGCAAAUGAUUUUCGGAUAAACCCAUUGCUUUCCCUUAAGGGAGGGGUUAGGUUUUCAAGGUAAAAAAAAUUGCGAGUUUAUUUCUUAAAUGUAGAUUGAGUAAUCCCCCAGGGCCGGCUUGAAAAAAAAAAACAAUUUGCGGUGUUCACCAUAACUCGGUUGGAAAUUAUCCGAAAUUAAAAAAUAAAAAAAAAAAAAUUAGUCAAAUUACAAUCAAAUCUUUCCCCCAACGUUCUCUGAUAAUUUUUUUUUUUCGUUUAAAAAUUUUUUCCGCCCAUUUAGAGUGUAAACUGUCAUUUUCAACAACAAUUAUGUACAGAAGGUCCGAAUAAAAUUACUCAAUCCAUAUUUAAGAAAUAAAUUCGUAAAAAACGUUUUCUACCUUAACCCCUCCUCUAACUAUUGCAAUGGACAUACUUUUUUUUGCCUCAAACUAUAAUCCAAAAAGCUUGGCAUGAAUCAAUGCUCUCUAUGAAAAUUAACAAGUAUCGUUAUGUAGCCUUUUCGAUCGUAAAUUUACACAUAAUACACAAACUAUGUUUUUUGUCCAAUUUAAGAGCCCCUUCCAAACACAAAUAGUUGUUACCGAAAUGUAGAAGGCUAAGCAAAGCUAAAAAGCAGUUUCGGCCGACAAAAGGCCCUAACAUUUUAACAUAUCAAAUUAAUUAUAUAUAUUUGCUUAAUUUUAUGUAAUUCUAAAAUUCGAAUUCAAACCGCACUCGCAACAUUUUGAGUGUCUCACUAUGGCACGGAUAUGCUCAUUUGCCAAUUCAAAAAAUAUUUAAAAUGAGAAAAAUACACUCGUAGCUGUCAAAAGCGUUAUGGUCGAUUGACAUACAACUUUCCACGCUUUGCGUGACAAAUCAUACUUUAACAACGAAGCGAAGAAAGCAAACGGUAUGGCAGAAUUAACGCUUUGCUUUUAGUUUAUUCUGGAAAACGCUUUGCUCUCAGUGUUUCUUUUUUAAUAAAAAUGGCGACUACUGCUUGACAAAGCUUAGAAUGUUGAGAACUGAUAAACAUUUUGUUUCGCUUUGCUUUGCCUCGAUGUGAACGCACUCAUACGAAAGUAUACAAUGAACUUUUCCGUCACAUGACUGAAGCAAAGCGAAACCAAAGCUAUGUAAAUCAGCUUUUAAACUCCUUCCGAAAAGAUGAAAUUAAAACAAUACCACUAUGAUAUUUUUAUAUACUUAUAUAUAAACAGAUUGCAGUGUAACUUUCUGUGUUUUUGAGUUAUGACAUUCUUGUGUCGCACAGCAAGCGAUAUGCACAUAAUUUUCAUUAACUUGAGUUUUACUUAUAUAACUUACGUCUUACUUGUACUUACGUGACUACGUUUUAUUAUUUAUAAAAAUGUCUUGGUUUUAAGUGAAAUGUUAAGCAGAGAUAUACAGUUGAACUGAUGCAACUCAUAUGUACCAAAAUAAUCUUAGAUUUCUUAUAUCAUAAACAUAUACAUACAUACAAGCACAUAUGUACAUCCAGAAAUUGGCGCAAGCAUUGAAAGUCUUAUAGAGUAAGUCGCGUACAAAAAAGUGAAAAUAAUAUUUAAGGUGGAAGUUUGCACAAUAUCCUGACAUAUACAUACAUACAUAUUUAGCAAAAAAAAGAUAAUUAAAUAAAGAAACGAAAAUUUGCGAACCUUGUAAUGAAUCCAGAUGUACAAGUAUGACAAAAUUAAGAUAUAAUACAUAGUAUAUUUAUACAAAAGAGAGUAACUAAAAAUCAAAGUCUAUUCAAAUUAUUAUUUUUAAUUGGAUAACAAAUGAUCAAAGUGAGUAAAUAAAUAAGUAAUUAUAAUAAAUAAAUUAUAUAUGUAUAUGCAUAUGAUUGACUUAUUGUAGAUUGUUUGUAAAAUUCCAAUAUUCUAUUGCAUAAUAAAAAUAUUAGAAAUAUAUAUAUACAUACAUAUGUGGCUGAGAGAGUUGGAAUUAUGUAACUAGGGUGUAAAAAAAAUGAGUGUAACUCCAAUAAUGAAACUUUAAUUUAUGUGUAUAGCAAACCUUGGGGCCAACUUUUCAUAAAAAUAUAAAAAUAUACACACACAUACACACAUAUAUAUAACAAAUCCAUUUAAUUUAAUUAUUGUAGACAACUAAAAGAGCGCAAGUGUUUUGUUUUCCUUUUGUAAAAGAAAAACUGAUCUAUAUGUAUGUAUACAUGUGUAUGUAGUACUUGUAUUUUGUUUUAAUUUGUAUAUUUAUGUAAUUUAUCAUUAAUGAAAGUUGCGGAGAAACAUUUGACGUGACGUGAUACGGUUGCGACCCCCAUACCAAGAAAAUGAUAACGAAAAUCGAAGCACCUAAUCAGGUAUCUAUAUACGAUAGGCAAUGAAUGUAAAUGGAACAUAAA